Molecule: messenger RNA, 1167 nt
Organism: Candidozyma duobushaemuli
Lineage: Eukaryota; Fungi; Ascomycota; Pichiomycetes; Serinales; Metschnikowiaceae
Exons: 1
Coding region: 1-1167 (388 amino acids)
Source: RefSeq, a predicted model, not a curated record
AUGACUGAAAAGAGAAUCAGUAAGUUGAAGUUGAAGAAGCUUUUUUCGAAGUCACCUGUGAACAGUAGCGCAGAUGCUUCGUCCUCAGAUGCUUCAGAAGAACAAUCAAAGAAACCUCAGGCUCAGAAGCCCGAUGCUGAAAUUAGCUCAGGGGUCAAACAGAAUGAUGCCUUAUCGAACAAUGACACCGUAUGUUCCAUCAAUUCUAAGGGUUCUCAUGGCCCUAAAUCGUCAGAAGACGGUAAGGCUGAGGAUUCCUCGAAUGUCGAUCAAAAUGAUAAGGCGGAAAACUCCAUUGAAGGUGAAGCCUCUGAGACCCAAGAAAGUCUGGAGAAGAAGCAUGUUACAGAAGAAGCAGAAGCUGAGAAGUCAGAAAAAAUCGAAAGCUCCGACCAGUCAAUGAAGCUGGCAAACGGGGCUGUUGAAGGGACGCCUCUGUCUCAAACGGAUUCUGAUAAGGCCAAGCCCAGUAAGAAUAACUCUUCUCAAAAAGUGACACUGGACGCUGCCUCCGAAACCUCGUUGAGGUCUUCUCCAGGGUUUAUCGCGAUGGACCUUGGCUUUGAUGAAGAAGGACUUGGAAGCCCAUUCAAAGCUAAUGAGGGGUUCAAGCCUCUGGGAAUCGUUCAAGAUAUUGAAGAGCCAGACAAAGAUGACAUUACUUCCAUGCUUCCAAUUUCUGCCCACAAUAAUACCAAGGGCAAUGACCUCAAUUCUUUUUACUCCGCUGCUGGUCUGAGCGUUCAUCAGAAACACAGUAGAAAGAACAGUUUACUCGGGGAGGAGCUCGAAAGCCAAAUCGGAACCAAGACAGUGGACUACGGUGACAACGUUCGUGUGUCUUCUCGUGGUCUGCACACUUUUGUGGUCAUGGACAAGAAGUUGUUUGAAGACAGAGAGGAGGCUUUGAUCCGUCUUCUUGGGGAUUCGAAAUAUUCCAAUUUCAACCAGUCAUACACGAAAAACACCAAGGAGGAAACUGGUAGAGAACAGACAGAGUCAAAAUCUCCAAAGCAAGUUGAUUCCAAGGAAAGUGCAAGCCUGGGUGAAAAGAAGGAAACUGAGACACAGGAGGAUGCUUUAGGAAAGAAGGCUACCAAGAGGCGCAAGCUGGUCUGGGACCGCGUGUUGAACAGAAUGCCCAAAAAGGAAACUCCUGUUCAGUAG